Messenger RNA from Actinia tenebrosa (Australian red waratah sea anemone), 2654 nucleotides. Its product is annotated as E3 ubiquitin-protein ligase MARCHF3-like. NCBI's taxonomy places the organism in Eukaryota, Metazoa, Cnidaria, Anthozoa, Actiniaria, Actiniidae. Gene Ontology annotation, molecular function: ubiquitin-protein transferase activity; zinc ion binding. The record is from RefSeq and is a predicted model, not a curated record. Gene Ontology annotation, biological process: protein ubiquitination.
UCACAACGCCUCCUAAGUACCUGUAAAAAUAAUAUAAUAUGAUAAUUAUAUCAACAAGUGAUUAAAUGACAAGAGAAAACAUUUUGCCAAGUCCAUGAGCUUACAUUUUGAAAGCAUUAUUCUAUGAAUGACAAACGAUUGGGUUUUGUUUCGUUUAAGGAACUUAUUUGCCGGGAAUAAAAACGCAAGCUGCCUUCAAGAGAUAAAACUUAAUGAAUUCAAUGGAUUCACAUACUGUAUUUAAACAAUCAUUCGAAUCAUUCGAAGAUUACAUUAGUUCAGAAGAGAUCGAACCGAACCCAGAGGAAUGCACAUCUUUACUAAACAACGCUGCUAAACAAAGCAAUGAAGAAAAAUUCACCUUUAUUGAACUUCAAGUCUUGCCAAAAGAUGACAAAGAGAUUUCACCGGGAGAAGUACCACGUGAUAGGCUAGAAAAAUAUGACAGUGAUAUAGAAUGUAGAAUCUGCCGUUGCAAAGGCGAUGAACCUUUGAUUAGCCCUUGUAAAUGCUCAGGUUCUUCGAAAUGGAUUCAUCAAAGCUGUCUUAUCCAGUGGUUCCAGAUAUCUAGGACUUCGAGGUGUGAACUAUGUUCAGAGACAGUUAUUAUUAGGAAAUACACGAAGCCGAUAUGUGAGUGGAAACGUCCCAAGGGAGGUUUUGGUCCCUGCAAUAAAGUGGAUCUCUGGUAUCUGUUCGUGACAUUGUUCAGCCUCGGGACUAUCGUAGGUUUUGCAAUCUUCCAAGGCCUGAUGGGAGCAGAGGAAAGUACCGAGACAAUAUUAGUCUUCGUAGCUAUUUACAUCCUGUGUGCUAUCAUGAUCCUGGUAAGAAUUUGGUAUUUUUAUGUUUGGUUUACUCGGAAGAGUACGUACUGGAAUGCAUGGAGAAGUUUGAACCAGAAUUGGAUCAUUAAAUCGGCCACUUCGACAUCCACUGCAUUCGAAGAAUGCGCCGUGGUGUAGUCCGAAUGGUAGCACUCCACGCGCGUUCCACUAGUUAAACAAUAGACUUUGACGAUACGGUGCCGCCAUCUUGAAUCGCAAGAUAUUAUAGGUUGUCCAGGGAGCAAAGCAAAACAAAGAUGGCAUUUCAUUUGUCUGUCUUUCAUUUAUGGGUAAAGAAGGGUAUCGAUGUGCCGUGGAUUUUUGUUGUCUUCAUCAAGCCUCAUAUUACCUUCCGUAUUAGGUCUAUAUUGAAUCCCUGAGUUCAAGAAAUCCAAAAUGGCCGCUGUGUCGUCGAAGUAGUUAAGUGAGUCUAUUCGUAAUUCUGACGUAUCUAGGUUACCGUUGCAAACCUCAAAAAGAGGUUAGCCAGAAGUAAUUGUAAUUAACAGUGUAUUAAGAGUCGAACGAUCCAUUUUACUGUGUAAAUUCAAUACAAUAUAGUUAAUUGCCGAAAACACGAUGUUUUUAUUGGACCUCUGUUUAGCGGCCAAUCUCUAUUAAGCAGCCACAUUUUCUGGUCCCGAGGGUGACCGCUUAAUAGACAUUCAAAAUGUUCAAGGGUCAUUAGAUGAUUUAUAUACUCAUAUAAAGGGUCUUUUAACUUUCUGGGUUCUAUCAUUUUAAAUAGCAUCUAUUAUUCCUGGAAUGCAACCACGYGAUUUAAAUUCACGUCAGUUAUAAACAAACAAGCAAAAAACAAAACAAAGGAAAACAAAACAAAACAAAACAAAAAAAACAACCGCCAUAUUGGUUCAUCUAACUAGAGAAGCUAAAGGCCGGUUUAGAAGGUACGGUUUUCGCCUACAACUAUCGUAUACAACUCCUACAACUCGAGUCUUAGCUUGUAAAUCGAGCCUAAAACUCGCCUACGACAGACGCGUGCAACACGGAAAAAGUUGUAGGAUUUUGAAACAUGUUUUAAAAAGCUACGACAAUCGUAGGUGUCAUGACGCGAGCGUGUUGUAUACGAUACCGUCUAAAUCGGCCUUAAUAAGGAAUGCUUUGUUAUCGUGAACCAAUGUGAAGGCCAUCACGUAACAUUCAACCCAAGAAUAAUGAAAUUGAAAAUUGAAAAUUGGGAAUAAAAAAUUGUGUAUGCAUUUUCGUUUAUAAUGAACCAACUUGCUUUGCAAGAACACAACAAGUUAUCAAUUAGCUAUUUGGCAUCGCAGUGCAUAUUUAAUGGCCGUUUUAGGGAACGUAUUUCCAAGAUGGCGUCAAUUCUUCCCCUAAAACAGUCCAAACUUGCACUGUAGUGCCAACACGACCUAGUUUUUUUUCUCAACCUAGCUCGGAAUGUUAAUAGAUCGAUGYGUAAAGAAGGGUGGCACAAUAGAACUGCGAAAUGCCUCACAAAGACAAGGGUCAGAAACCUGUACUGGCGAAUGUAAAACUGUAAAUCUAAUUUAGGUCUCAGGCUGAUUGAGCAACGACUGAAUAUAGCCUUAUGUAUAUCUUUUAUUUAUAUGAGAGACGUGCUGUUUUUCUGUUUGUCAACUUCAUACUGAAAUUCGUACAUGAUUUAAAACAUUUAUAUAGGUAUCAGUCGAACAUAGGUCUCUAUACAAAUAGACCGGGAAAUAGAGCAUGGAUGUAAAAGUAGUGUACAAAAAUAACAUAACAGAAAUAGAAGUAAUUAAUUUAACAUUGCAUGUCCUUAAAAAUGUUUCAGUUAAUAAAUUGUGGAAGUGUGAAAGUAUUCAACAA